This is a messenger RNA of Cladophialophora psammophila CBS 110553, 1002 nucleotides long. RefSeq lists its product as uncharacterized. The transcript is spliced from 5 exons. Bases 1 to 1002 code for a protein of 333 amino acids. The record is from RefSeq and is a predicted model, not a curated record. NCBI's taxonomy places the organism in Eukaryota, Fungi, Ascomycota, Eurotiomycetes, Chaetothyriales, Herpotrichiellaceae. Gene Ontology annotation, molecular function: dioxygenase activity.
AUGUCUACCUCAUUCACGUCGAUUCCCCUGGUAAACUUCGGGCGUCUCAGAGACCCUGCGACCAAAAAAGCAGAGCUUGCAAUUCUCCAAGACGCUGUAUUUAAUGUUGGAUUCCUGUAUUUGGCGAAUACUGGUUUGGAGUCUUUGAUCGAGGAGGCACACGCGAGCCUACCAGAAGUGUUCUCGCUCUCCCCUGAACAGAAACGAUCAGUUGAGAUGCUGCAGUCUCCCCAUUUCCUGGGCUAUACUGGCCUGGGAGCUGAGACAACGGCAAACCAGCGAGAUAUACGAGAGGGGGAUCCUUUCUGGCAGAGACUGGAAGGGCCUUCGCGAUUUCCGAACGACCGCAUCAGAGACCUGGUCGAGCGAUAUACCACCGCUAUGUCGGCUUUGGGCAGAGAAUUUGUCCACUUUGUCGCAGAAUGUCUCUCUCUUCCCGCUGAUACUUUCGAUCAAUUUUUCGGUAAGAUGUCGAGGCUAAAGUUUGUGAAAUAUCCGUCGGCAACUCCAGGCUCACAAGGCGUCGGUCCCCACAAGGACUCCAUUGGUUUCUUCACGUUCCUUGCCCAAGACAGCGUCGGAGGGCUUCAAGUGUUAAACAAAUCGGGUGUGUGGAUUGAUGCGACACCCAUUCCUGGCAGUUUAGUCGUGAAUGUGGCGCAAGGCUUUGAAGCAAUCACUGGUGGCGUCUGCAGUGGAACGACCCAUCGCGUAGUGGCACCAACAGCGACAACCCGCUACAGUAUUCCCUUUUUCCAGGCUGUCAACUUAAAUCUGCGGCUCGAAGAACUCAAGAAGUCGACCCAGGAGAUUGUUGCAAAGAUACCAGUUUCAGAUGACAAGAAGAAGAGGGCAGUGGACGUCCCCAGCGAGCUGAUCUCGCCAUUGUAUGAAUGUUUUGGAGAAGCGCAACUGAGAAAUCGGAUAUUUAGCCACCCUGAUGUUGGCCAGAAGUGGUAUCCGGACUUACACCAAAAGUACUCGAAGCAAGUGCUCGUGUGA